Cylicostephanus goldi is the source of this 152-nucleotide messenger RNA. The record is from the annotation of a GenBank genome assembly. Lineage: Eukaryota; Metazoa; Nematoda; Chromadorea; Rhabditida; Strongylidae.
AUGGGGUCCCUCACCCGUUCCGAGGACAUGCGCUUCUGCCAGCUGAUUGUCGAAAAAGAAGCUGCAUUCAAUUGUGUUGCUGAACUCGGCAAACAUCCUUUUGUGCAGUUUAAGGACGUAAGAAUUUUUGAAUUUUUGAGAACCAGUUGAUU